UUUGGAAAGGCAACGAGGUAGUCACCUCAAGGCACCAUCAACAAGGGCGGCUGCUGAGCCAGUUAGCUUGAACAGCUAGACUUUCAUACAACAAAAGUAGCAUUUAAUAUUUAAAUUGAAUGGCAGAAAUUCAAAGACUAACUUUAUUUAGAUAACACAUCUCAGAAAAGCCACGAAGCUGCCUCUUGCAGUAUUUCGACUCACUACUCCUGAUCUAAUCGAAAUGUCAGCUUUCUCUGAGGCGGCUUUAGAGAAGAAACUAUCCGAGCUUAGCAACUCUCAGCAAAGUGUGCAGACGUUGUCGUUGUGGCUCAUCCACCAUAGAAAACACUCGAAGACUAUUGUCAAUGUGUGGUUCAACGAACUGAAAAAAGCUCAGGGAUCACGCAAGCUGACCUUCCUUUACUUGGCCAAUGACGUCAUCCAGAACAGCAAGAGAAAAGGACCAGAGUUCACCCAGGACUUUGCACCGGUCAUUGUUGAUGCCUUCAAACAUGUUUACAGAGAGGGCGAGGAAGGCUGUAAGAAACAGCUAGGUCGGGUUUUAUCCAUCUGGCAAGAGAGAGCCGUCUAUGAGAACAACCUGCUGGACCAGCUCUCACAAGUCCUGUAUGGAGAAAAGAAAGCUAAGAAGAGGUCAUAUGAAGAGAUUCACCCUGAUGAUGAGGGCUUUGCCUCCCAGAGCUCACCAGCUGAGCCCCCGCAGACAUCAGAGUUAAUUCGAGCUCUGCAGGAGCUGGAGAAUGCAGCUUCUGGUGACUCGGUGCUGCGUCAGCGCAUCUCCUCCCUUCCUGUAGAAGUGCAGGACACGUCACUCCUUCACAAGAUCACAGAUAAAGAAUCGGGGGAGCGGCUCUCCCGGCUCGUGGAGGAGGCCUGCAUGCUGUUAGCAGACUACAGUGGACGCUUGGCGGCAGAGAUUGACGACAGGAGACAGCUCACUCGCACGCUAACUGUCUUCUUGCAAAGCCAGAAGGAUGGCUUGGCCCAGAAUGAGCAGAAACUUGAAGAAUACAAACGCAAGCUAGCAAGGGUCACGCAGGUCCGAAAGGAACUGCGAUCACGCCUGAACAAUCUCCAGGAAGGACUCUACAACAACUCCUCCAACUGACUGAAGUCUUUCCUGCUCAGCACAUCCUCCUGCUACUAAAACAUGGUUCAACUGUGAUGCUGGACCAAUGUCUGCCUCCAGUGAUUUCUGGUUUUUAUUUUGUUUCCAACAAAUUAUUUAUUUGCAUCUUUUGUGGAGAGAAGUGUCUUCAACUAUUAUCUGUGUAUGUAAGCUCACCUUUUGAUGUAAAACACUGUAAGUUCAAGAUUUAUAAUCCUCACAUCCUGAACUCUCAUGCUUGGGCUCCUGCCAUCUUAACUUGUACUGCUUUGAAGUAGUAUGGCUGGUGUGAUAUUUUUGUAUUUAUAGUGAUUUAAGAUAAUGCACCAGAGUAUUCAUCCCUUUAGAGAGUAAUCAUUUAUAAUGAUUUGCAGUAUUUAACAUUGUUUUUUGUAAGAUUUCUUUUACUGUUAUACGUUUGUUUAAUUCUUGAUUAGGGAUCACUGCUGCAAAGAAUGACGCAGGUAUUGAUUUUAUACAGUGUAACGAAGGGUAUACUUUGAGAUGAUGAAAAAGCUAAGCAGGAACUUCCACAAAAAAAACGUGAUAAUCUUACAAAAAAAAUCCCUUGGCCGGUGUACACAUACAAGUGUACAUGUAAAUAUUCUGGCAUUAUACCCACUUUUGUUUAUAAGUGUUUAUGAUUUGUAUCUUUGUCAAUAAGGGUGUAAAACCGUUUACUUAAGAAUGUGACACGCAAUAUACUGAAACAUUGAUUGAGGGUCUUGUUUACCUAAUUGCUUCACAAUUUUAACUUUCAUUAAUGCUGUGGAGAUGCCUCACAUGGCUUGAAAAGUGCCCCAAUUCCAAAGCCAGACUCCAGAAAAAAAAAAGUUCAUUGUUUUUGUAAAUAUGAAGCAGUGCUGAGCUUCUUAGAACCAAAUAAACAUCAAAACUCCA
Molecule: messenger RNA, 2011 nt
Organism: Melanotaenia boesemani (Boeseman's rainbowfish)
Lineage: Eukaryota; Metazoa; Chordata; Actinopteri; Atheriniformes; Melanotaeniidae
Product: regulation of nuclear pre-mRNA domain-containing protein 1A-like
Exons: 7
Coding region: 224-1111 (295 amino acids)
Biological process (GO): mRNA 3'-end processing
Cellular component (GO): RNA polymerase II, holoenzyme
Molecular function (GO): RNA polymerase II complex binding
Source: RefSeq, a predicted model, not a curated record